AUGGCCGGCGACGAUCGAGGCGUUGAGGCGGCAAUGAGAGUCGGGGAUCGUGGCGUUGAGGUGGACUCGGCCGGCGGCGAUCGAGUCGUUGAGACGGUGACGGCGUUCAGCGAUCGAGUUUCUGAGACGGCGACGGCGUUCAGCGAUUGGGGAAAGGCUCUGAUUCCACUAGAGUGA
Messenger RNA from Oldenlandia corymbosa var. corymbosa, 177 nucleotides. NCBI's taxonomy places the organism in Eukaryota, Viridiplantae, Streptophyta, Magnoliopsida, Gentianales, Rubiaceae. The record is from the annotation of a GenBank genome assembly.